CUACUCGAAUGAAUAAGUAUAUACGAGCGUAACAUUAAUCACUUCUUCAAUAUUUACUUCGGAAAAGCUCCAGUGUUGCAGCGAAAAACACAGCCGUUAAUUAAAUUUAAGAAAAGAAACUGAUAAGUAAAAAAUUAAGAUAUAUGACGUAUAUAUAUCCCGAUUGAACGGAUUCGAGCGCGUACAGCGAUAUGCAUAGGCAAAAACGUGCCGGCAAACGGUACAGCCAGGUUGACAACUUUUAAAAAAUAAAACUGACGCAAUGCCGCGCACACAAGAAAAAUGAAUAAUUUUCAGUAACACGACGUGCAACAUAACAACAAGCUGAUUGUGAAUAUAGGCUUUGUUAGCGUAGCGUUGUUGCUGUACCGGCGUAUCGGCGUAGCGUUGUUGCCAGGCGGAAGUUCCCGGCACAAUAAUUCAACCAGACUAAGGGCACGUGUGAAAGACAAAAAAGCAAACGGUAGAACAGUAGUGAAGCAGGCGUGUCACGGCACUUGUCGGUGCAUGUAUAGUCUCGAAACAAUGGGAAAAAAAUACGUAAUAACGUUGUUACGAAAUGAGGGUGGCUGUGCCGCAGUCAAAAAAGUGGUCAGCCCAAAUGAAUUGUUCUAUCGAGACACAAAAGAUGAAAUCGUCGAGUGUACGGAAAAAUUUUUGGAUGAAUACGUGAUGAACCCGAACGCGCGAGAAACGAUUCGUUAUCGAGUUACCGGUAAUGGUGAUGACAAGGACAAUAAUGCAGAUUCUUUCGCGAGAGUUCGCAUCGUUGGCUUCCAACAUGAUGAAGAAUCAGAGAAUGGGGCCGAGAACCAGGAGAACGAGACGCUGGGGCGUGGGAAAAGAUUAAUGAGGAAAAAAAUUGACAUGAACACGCCGGACAUACUCGUUGUGAAAAGAAAUUGGGAAUCAAAGAAAGCGCUGCUUGUAUGUAGCCAAGAGAAUAACGUUAAGGAAAUCAGAAAGCAGCACUUGAGGAAGAAGAGAGAACUCGAUAAGGCAAAGGGGAUCGCCGUGGAAAAUGCUUUGGAGAAGCUCGAGAUGAACAGCACUGAAAUACUACCGGUGUACAUCGAUAACGACAAAGAAGAAGCACCUCAGUUGCCGAUGAUCGACUUGCGUUGUGGAACGGGGAGCGAAGAAAUCACGGAAGCGCGCAACGGAGAAUCGCGUCCCGGAAACAGCGACGAUGAAAAUGUGAAGGAGGUGGAACAAAUAGAGCACGCGGAAUACGACGACAGUACCGUGGCGGGAAGUGAGGGAAUAGAUACCGGUAAUAAGGUGUUGCCGCCAACGGAAUUGAAGACCGAUGGUAUGGAGGACGGCCAAUCUGAAGAUCGUAAUAAAAUUGCAACUGACUUACAGGAAGAAAGGGAUAUCGCCGUGAGUUUAUCGCAUGGUUCCCACACGGACGAUAAUAAUAGCUUGGGGUACAUCGAAGACCCUUCUGACAAAAAAAGAGUGGUUACUCUUCAAAUGGAGAGCGAACUUUCGGAAAAGAUUUUCAUUUCGACCGACGUAUUGGCACCGAACGAUGAAGAGAACGGAGAAAAAGGGGAUUCUGAUGAUGCUCCCAGUAAUACGUACAGCGAUAUCGGUAAAGUCAUAGCCAACAAUGCAGAUCAUCCGAACAGGGACACACCAUCAGUUACGACAUACGAACUUACCGGUAAUGAGGCCUCGCCACGAAAGGGGCAUGACCUCGAUGAAGAAAGACGUACUGAGAAAUUGAGAAAUCCGACGACGAUCGAAACUCGAUCAGACAAAACAGUCAGCGUACGUACUUCGACAGACAUAGGAAAAUCCAAAACGGGCGUCUCAACUCCUGUUCACGAUAUCCGUGACAGCGGGCGUACCUCCAAGAACAUCCCGAAAGCGAACAAGAGAAUCGUGGUGAAAAAAGUGGAAUCGUACCCCGGGACGAGCGCAAAAUCUACUUCAAUGAGAAUAGCAAAUAUCGCGCAACAAGGCAACAAUGGAAAAAUUACGAAAUUACAAGAGACUCCGAUGCGGCAGGUCACGUCACUCGCCGCCAGACAUUUAGGAAUGAUUCUUUCGGAAAGCCAAAGUAUUGAAGGAGCAGGGAAAGUAAAGACGUUGGGAAAGGAAGGGAAUCGGUCUUAUGACAAGUGCGUGGGCAAUGAGAGCAUCGGAACCGUUCUGGAUAAAGAUACUGAAAAAGAAAAAGUCUUCGAGCAAUGGAAAAAAAAGAAAAAUGCCGCAACGGGAAAGAACAACGUGAAAAAACCGAAAAGAGCGUGCGAUGUUGCUCCGAGGGAUGCUUCUCAAUCAAAGUUACCGGUUAUCAGCAAAGGAAUGGAGAAGGCGACGAAAAAAAUAAUGCCGCCGUUCAGUGAACCGGGAACAUCAUCCGUGCAGCAGGAAAUGGGGAAGGGUACAGCGACUAGGAGGAGAAAUAAGACGAAGAGAGAGGACCUUUUCGAGUUCGAAGACAGUGAGGAAGAUGUACCCAAACCGGCAAAGAAGCUGAAAAAAAAAUUGUUGCCGGUACCAGCGAAACUUAAAGAAAGGAGAUUGUCUCAUCAAAACAAGACAAAAUCAGUUCGAGGAAAAGAACAGGCGAGAGGCGAAAAAACGCAUAGUCAACAUGGGCGAACCGUUGUCGACAGCUCCAGUGACAGGGAAACUUUUGAGGAUGAGCAAGUAAUAACUGCAAACAGUCUCGCGUCUUCUGAAAGGCGCAUGGAAACGAUACGGGAAAUGGCUUCCGAAUUCAACAUCUUGAUCAAGCAAAUGAACAUAUUUGCCAAAAGGUUAAAAAACUUGUGCAAAGAAGGAAGCAGUGACGAGUCACAUUUCGAGAUAACCGGCCUAGAGGAUGAAAAUGUUGAUGAAAUCGAAGUAGCUCCGAACUGGCAGUUACCCCGAGAGACUGUUGCAAGAGCAAUAGUCGCUAACAGUAUGAGUAAUCGACUGGGCAUUCUCAUGAGAAGCUUGUGGAAUGAAAAAACGAGGAAUCAAUUAACAACGAAGAAAGAUGGCAAAGGGGACGCCGGACGGAAGCGGGUGUCGAAAGACAGCGCAAUAUUAUUAAGGAAUGCAUGUUACAACCUACAGAGUUAUAAAAAAUUACCGUUAGAUCAAGUGAAGACCGUUGAAGAUACGAUGAAAUCGAUAAGCCAAAAAUUAUCGUAUAACCGGUACAAUCUGAUACGCCAACAGAAGCGAACAAUGCCAAAACAGACUGUACAGGAAGCAGCAUUGAAAAAAACUGAAAAUACAAGCGAUGAUUCUGACGCGAGUAUCAACGACGACAACGAUCACGACGAAGGAGAAUCAGAAGUCGACAUGGACGACGACAGUGGCAGUAACUGAAAUGCCCGCGACCAAAGAGUUUUGUUAAAGUAUUCUAUAGCGUACCGGUAACGUAUGCGUGAUAAUAAAAUAAGGUUUUCAAAAAGCACACAAUCAUAACGAUACGUAGCGGCAUAUAUGUAUACAAAUAAAUGUGUACUUACACUGUGGCGGCCUCCGUAAUCGUAAUUAGUAUGUCCACACGGCUUGACCAGCCGUCACUUUUCUGCACGAGUCACACCUCACACACAUGCACAUUAACUCACUCGUUCCAUGAUAGGCACCACGAGCGUGUCUAUGCAGGACUUUCUUUCAGCGUCGCGUUGUUUGCGUUUAUUCAGAGCAGUGAAUAAUCGGUUACGAAGUUGAUCACACACUCGUCGCGCCAUCGUUUAAUUUUCCCUGCCUCGUAUAUUCUCGUAUCUUGUUUUUCUGUUUUAUUGAACUUUUUGGCGUUUUCGGCGCGCUAUCGGUUAUUCACAACUAAAAUGGAUUCCCACCAGCUACCGGUAAAUGUCGAGGAACGACCUAUUUUCAUUGGGUUAUGUCGACCUUGCAUAUGAGAAGAAGAUGUGAUAAAAUAUAUUGCGCCGCGGCAUGCAUAAUGUUUCGCACAAGAUGUAUAGUUCCCGUGUUUCAUUUUCUACUUUUACAGGAUGAUGAGUCCAGUACCGGUCGAAAUUUGACAUCUGCUUCCAAAUUUUCGAAAUUCGGAAAGCAACUCAUAAUCUGCCGGUGAUCCCGGAACGUUAUCGGUAUCGAAAACUGGUCGUUUGGAAUCGGAGGAAUCAGUCGGCUUCAUACAUCGCAUCGAACCUUUCCGCAAUCUCUUUGGCCUUGGGGCUGGAGUGGUCCAACUCAAAGUGGUAUCACGGAUUUCUGUUUCUAUUUUUGAUUCAUUUCAUAACAUUGGUGCACUAGUCACAUUCUGGUGAAGCGAGCGAUACUCUGGAUGAUGCUCUUCUAGAUGUCGUGGAAAACGUCACGAGAGUCAUACAACACAGCGAUACAAAGGUACACAGUUUGAUCUGUGACUCGGAGAUGUCGUCGACUCAAUGCAUUCCGUUGACACUAGCAUUGUUAAGAAAUUGACAUAUAAAACUUUUCAAAUUGUGGAAAGCAAUGGCAUGUGGCGCAAUUGGCUGACAAAAAGUGAAAGAAAGAUUUAAUGAUAAAUGCAACUAGUGAAAUAAAUAUUUAAUGAGGAAUUUCGUAAAAUUUAAUUUGAUUUGAAUUAGAUGAAUUUGAUUUCGUAGGAUUUAAAGAAUAAGCAUCUUUGCGUUGUCCCUGUGGAAAAGGGGGCGAAUAAGAAGACAAAGUAUAAAAGUAAUGAAUAUACUGGUAAUUUCUCUAUGAAUGAAAUAAUCAUGUCGACGCAUUUGUAUCGCAAGAUCACGUGAGCGUGUACCCUUAACUUGAUAAUAUAUUUACGUGACAGUUUA
This is a messenger RNA of Venturia canescens, 4757 nucleotides long. RefSeq lists its product as uncharacterized. Bases 508 to 3336 code for a protein of 942 amino acids. The transcript is spliced from 14 exons. The record is from RefSeq and is a predicted model, not a curated record. NCBI's taxonomy places the organism in Eukaryota, Metazoa, Arthropoda, Insecta, Hymenoptera, Ichneumonidae.